CGUCCUCACCUGUAAGGACCCCUUUAUAUGAGAAAGGAGUCCGGUUUUCUUUUUUAUACUCAAAUAAAUCUGGAUGAAUAAGUAUUAGUAGUUAUUCUGUUAUAUUUUGACAAUUGGUGUAUUAGAAGUUUAAAUAUUUGCUUGAGCUCAAAAGUUAUAUUACCAAGUUUCGUUUUUCCGUUAUGCCCAGAUGCCACCAACACUGUCCCUGACAUCGCUCCACAAUAUUCCACAGGGACAAGAAGGUCCAAAUUGUUGUCAAACUUUCAUAAUGGAAGAAAUGGACGAUUUAAGAAAACCAGCUUUCUGGAAAGCUGUAAUAGGUGAAUUUCUUGGCUGUCUGUUUUUGAUAUUUUUUACCGUUGGUGCAGGACUACACGAAGAAGGAACACGGGGACAUGGCACAGUGCAUAUAGCGCUUUCUUCUGGGUUUUUUAUCGCCGUUAUUGUGACCGUGUUGUUGACUAUUAGUGGUGGUCAUAUAAAUCCAGCUGUUAGUAUUGGAUUUGCGGUCAACAGAGAGAUCAGCUUUGUCCGAUUUAUAUUUUAUUGUAUUGCUCAAACCGGUGGUUCUGUAGCAGGGGCUGCCUUAUUAAAAGCCAUUACACCCGAAUCCAAGGUUGGUAAUCUGGGCAUUUUAUUGCCGGAGCCGAACGUCACUACAGAACAAGCCCUUUAUUCAGAAAUCGUCAUCACCUUCUUCUUACUAUUUAGUGUAUUUGCUAUGAUAGAUAAAGACAGAAAAGACGUACAAGGUUCCGUGCCUUUCAUCAUUGGACUGGUUGUGGCUGUCAAUAUAUUUUACGGGAUAAAUAUAUCAGGCGGUGCAAUGAAUCCUGUCAGGGCAUUUGGACCAGCGGUAGUCAUGGGCCGUUUAGAACAUCAAUGGAUUUAUUGGGCUGGGCCUUUGGUAGGUGGAGUUCUUGGUGCCUUUCUUUAUGACAAAUUCUUCUCCGUGGCUGCCACCCACACUGCUGUAAAAAGCUGCUGUCUGGGUUCCGGUUCCUAUAAAUCAGUCAGUACUAUCGAGGAUCCGGUGAGAAAGGAGCCAACAAAUUUUACCGUAAACGAAAAGGUUCCCUUAACGGGUUCCACCGAUGGAAUAUCAUCGGUUUAAGGAACAUUUUAAAAAUGUAAAAUAAGUAACUGCUAACAAAUGUACCCGUUUGUGUAAAUGGAUUUAUCGUUUGCAAAAUGUGUACAUGUACUUACUAAAGUAUCCAGCUUUCGGUAUUGCCGGAAGUCUUAUGCCAGAUAAUUAAGUAAAUGUGAGGCUGAAUGUUUUAUGUUUCUAAUCAAAGCAUUUAUUUUUAAUAUAGCCACAAGCAUUGUUUGUUAUAAUGUUUCAUUUGAACAAUUGAAAGGUUUUAGUCUUUAGUUAUCUCGAUGACUAUACUAUUGAUUCUUGACUGAGAAUUGUUGCGAUGGUCUAGAAAUGGCCAUUGUUAAGUUAGCAUUGAACAAUUUAAACAUAAUCAAGUAAUUUAUUGUAUGAAUAAAGAUGCAAUAUUCCAGAAUAAACCAUGGCAGAUAUAGACUCUCAGACCAUAAAUUAAUGAAAAAUAUAAUCUUAACAAAAAGUAUAUUAUAUGUCCAACAUGAUUAAAAACGACCACUUCUUACAUAGUUAUAGCCAUCUUAAUUUCAAAUUACUUUGUAUUGAUUUAAAAUACGCCAUCUUUAUUCUAUCGGUUGAUUCUCAAUUUGAUUUCAUGUUAUUUAAAAAUAAAAAUAAUCCGGAAUUUUUAAUUGGUAACCUCAACAUUAUAACAUUAAACAAACAGAACCAUGAUGAUAAUGUUUUGAAUUGAAUCUACAGCCUACGGGAAAAGUGACCAUGUUUAGAAAACCCAGACAAAAAUAAUAGUCAAGGGAAGUAACUCCAAUUAGCAAAAUCCCCCCCCCCACCCUUUUUACCGCAUUGCAUUUAAUGUUUAAAUCCAUCACACUUCUUCACCUAUAACAUUUUUUUUUUUUUAAAACACGCUUAAUAUUUAUAAGCACAAAGACCCCAACAUGCCACAAUCAUCUGAUAAAAUAUUAUUGGGGGUCUACCAUAUCGAUUUUUUUCUACGCUUCGUGGUUAACGGAAUCUAUAGGCCGUGACGUCAUUUUAAUAGGUGAUUUCCCAUAAAAAAUUUCCUGAUCCUGCCGCCUCAAAAUCAAGAUAAUUCACCAAAAUCACCCAUCACAGCGUAUAUAUUCCCCCAACCAGGCGAAAAAAACCCAAACAAAUCGAAAUAGUCCACUUGGUCAAUAUUUUUAUAAAAUUAUUAUAUAACAUGUUGGGCCCUUUGAAGUUGUAAAGAUUAAGAUCAUUGAAAUGUUUUUAAAAUGCUCUAGCCCAAGAAAUGUCAUGGAUUUAACACUGAAGCUAAUGGGUGGGUAAAAUUAUUAGUCUUUGUUCAACUAUUAUUUUCGAUUGUUUUUAUUUGCUGCAAUAUGAUUGUAAAAUUUCGGUGUUAUCAAAUAGCUUUUCAAACCAUAAAAAAAGGAUACACGACAACAAAAUUACUGAAAAUGUCGUGCGACUAAUCGGUAUGUUUGAUUGUAAAAUAUAACUCCGAAAAUAUAUUUUUUGUUAUCAUAUUAACCGGAAUAUAAAAUCAAUUACAAGCUUUAUAA
Messenger RNA from Patella vulgata (common limpet), 2625 nucleotides. RefSeq names its product aquaporin AQPAe.a. The coding region runs from base 191 to 1117 and encodes 308 amino acids. Lineage: Eukaryota; Metazoa; Mollusca; Gastropoda; Patellidae. Gene Ontology annotation, cellular component: plasma membrane. The transcript has 4 exons. Gene Ontology annotation, biological process: transmembrane transport. Gene Ontology annotation, molecular function: water channel activity. The record is from RefSeq and is a predicted model, not a curated record.